Messenger RNA from Daphnia pulex (common water flea), 1773 nucleotides. Its product is annotated as putative ankyrin repeat protein RF_0381. Gene Ontology annotation, cellular component: ciliary inversin compartment. The transcript has a single exon. NCBI's taxonomy places the organism in Eukaryota, Metazoa, Arthropoda, Branchiopoda, Diplostraca, Daphniidae. Gene Ontology annotation, molecular function: protein binding. The coding region runs from base 178 to 1575 and encodes 465 amino acids. Gene Ontology annotation, biological process: protein localization to ciliary inversin compartment. The record is from RefSeq and is a predicted model, not a curated record.
AGUAAGGUUGCGUCUAUUCUGUUCUUGUUGUGUUCAUAUUCUCUUUCUGUUAUUGCACCGAUUUACUGAAAGUGUUAUAGUAGCGAUUACUCUUAGUGUCGGACUUACUCUUCGAGUUUUUGUGCAGUCAUAAAACCGUCGCGACAAUUUGAUAAAAAGGUGAAACUGUCCAACUUAAUGGCGGAGCUACAUUCAAGCAUGGAUGAAAUCAACGACAUGUUACGCCAAGGUGUCAAUAUCAAUUGCGUAAAUAAAGAAGGGUUGACGCCACUUCUCCAACUGACAAAGAGAGGCCAUUCCAGGAAAGAUUUGAUGGAUGCGAUCCGACUCUUGUUGAAUCAAGAAGGAAUAGACGUGAAUUGCAAGGAUCAAGAAGGAUGGAAUGCCCUGUUUUAUUUGUGUCGGCUCUGUCACCAGAACAACCUCGUUGAUAUCGUCAGAUUGUUAAUACAACACGGAAUCGACGUUACCUGGAAGAAUGAAUUUGGCCAAAAUGCUUUGUUAGUUUUGUGCAUGCAUUAUCCAAAUGAGAACUUGAUAGAUAUUGCUAGCCUUUUGAUUGACAACGCCAUCGAUGUUAACUGUAGAAAUCAAGUCGGAUGGAAUGCUCUCCAUGGCUUGUGUAAAAAUUACAAGAAUAAUAACUUAAUUGAUAUUGUUCGACUCCUGAUUGAGGCCGGAAUCGAUAUCAAUUGUAAAAACGAGGAAGGGUGGAAUGCUUUACAUUGCUUGUGUAAAAAUUACAAGAAUGUUAACUUAAUUGAUAUUGUUCGACUUCUGAUUGCGGCUGGCAUUGAUAUCAACUGCUCCAACAACGGCGGAUGGAACGCCCUCCAUAUUUUGUGUGGGAAUUAUGAGGAAGAAAAUCUGAUUGGCGUGGUUCAGCUAUUCAUCGACAAUGGGAUCGACGUCAACUGUAGAACCGAAGACGGGUGGAAUGCCCUACAUAGCUUGUGUAAAACAUGUAAGAAUCUUAACUUUAUUAACGUUGUUCGAAUUUUGAUUGAGGCUGGCAUUGAUAUCAACUGCUCCAACAACGGCGGAUGGAACGCCCUCCAAAUUCUAUGUGGAAAUUACGCAGAAGAAAAUCUGAUUAACGCCGUUCAGCUUUUCAUCGACAAUGGGAUCGACGUCAAAUGCAGAACCAAAGACGGAUGGAAUGCUCUCCAUGGCUUGUGUAAAAAUUACAAGAAUAUUAACAUCAUUGACUUAAUUCGGCUUCUGAUUGAGGCUGGAAUUGAUAUCAACUGCAGAAACCAACGCGGAUGGAACGCCCUCCAUAUUUUGUGCGCAAAUUACGCGGAAGAAAAUCUGACUGACGUAGUUCUGUUUUUUAUCGACAACGGAAUCAAAAUCAACGGAAAAAUCUACGGACAUAGCGGCUGGAAUGCUCUUCAUAUUCUGUGUAGGUACAAUUCAAGCAUCAAACUGAUCGACACACUGCGACUGUUGAUUCGAGCUGGGAUUGACGUGAAUUGCCAGUCAAAAGCAUCUAGUCCUCAAUUACUUAUUCGACAAAAUUACAAACAAGAAAACAUGGAAGAAAUUAUUGCGCUUCUUAACAGUAGAAGUUAACCUAUGUAAAAUCAUAUUGUUUGAGCGCGUUUGUUAAAUCUGCAGUCUAAAGAACAUUUGCGAUUCCAACCGGAAAAGCAAUUCAUUCUUUUGUCAAGAGAAAUCCCUUUGUUAGUUCUUGCAUAAUGUAAUCCCGCUAUUAAUGCAGAAAACUUUUAAGAAUUGCUUUGAGAAUUAAACAGAAUACAGAAUAUUAAA